Loxodonta africana (African savanna elephant) is the source of this 3546-nucleotide messenger RNA. Its product is annotated as arylamine N-acetyltransferase 1-like. NCBI's taxonomy places the organism in Eukaryota, Metazoa, Chordata, Mammalia, Proboscidea, Elephantidae. Bases 45 to 986 code for a protein of 313 amino acids. The record is from RefSeq and is a predicted model, not a curated record. Gene Ontology annotation, molecular function: arylamine N-acetyltransferase activity. The transcript has 2 exons.
GAAUCUGUUCAAUAUUUCCUUGCAGAAAAAACUUGUGCCCAAACAUGGUAAUCGAUUUUUUACCAUUUAGAGGAGAGAGCAAAAAACAGUCAUCAGUAUUAUUUCAGGGGAUCAUGGACAUUGAAGCAUAUUUUGAAAGAAUUGGGUAUACAGACACUGGGAGGAAAUUGGACUUGGAAACAUUAACUGACAUCCUUCAACACCAGAUCCGAGCCAUUCCCUUCGAGAACCUUAAUAUGCACUGUGGAAAAGCCGUGGAGUUCGACUUAGAGGCCGUUUUUGAUCAAAUUGUGAGGAGGAAGCGAGGUGGGUGGUGUCUCCAGGUCAACCACCUCCUGUACUGGGCUCUGACCACAAUGGGUUUUGAGACCACAAUGUUGGGAGGUUAUGUUUACAUCACUCCAGUCGACGAAUAUAGCAGCAACAUGGUUCACCUCCUGCUUCAGGUGACCAUAGAUGGCAGGAACUACAUCGUGGAUGCUGGGUUUGGAUGCUCCUACCAGAUGUGGCAGCCUGUGGAGCUAAUUUCUGGGAAGGAUCAGCCCCAGACACCUGGCAUCUUCAGCUUGAGAGAAGAGGGUGCAAUCUGGUACCUGGACCAAAUCAGGAGAGAGCAGUACAUUCCAAACCAGGAAUUUCUUAAUUCUAAUCUCCUAGAUAAACAUAAAUACCGAAAAAUCUACUCUUUCACACUCAAGCCUCGAUCAAUUGAAGAUUUUGAGUCUGUGAAUACAUACCUUCAAACAUCUCCAACAUCUAUGUUUACAGGUGUAUCUCUUUGUUCCUUGCAGACGCCAGAAGGGGUUUACUGUUUAGUGGGCUUCACCCUCACCUCUCAAAGAUUCAAUUAUAAGGACAAUAUGGACCUGGUAGAGUUUAAGGACCUAAAUGAGAAUGAAGUAGAAGAGACAUUGAAGAAUCUAUUUAAUAUCUCUUUGGAGGGAAAGCUUGCACCCAAACAUGGCGACUGGCUUUUUACCAUUUAGAGGAAAAACCAAAAAAACGUUAUCAUCAGCAUUACUUCAAGUACUAAAAGUUUUUAUCUGGAAAGUUUCAAACAUAUACAAAAUUAGAGAAAAUACAAUAUUAAACUUAUUCUGUGUAUUAAUCACCCAGCUUAUCAACAAUCAACUGAUGACCAAUCAUAUUUCAUCUACCCCCAGUUCAUUUUGAAGAAAAUUUGAGACAUAAAAUCAUUUCACCCAUAAAAAUUUCAAUGCAUAUCAUUAAAUGAUAACUUUUUAAGAAACAUAACAACACACCUUUUCAAAAUUAAAGAUAGUAACAGCAUUUUAAGGAUGGCCUGCGGUUAUCUUGGAAAACAUAAUGAAUUAAGCAAGAAAACUAGCUGAGCAUUGAGUGCAUAGAAAAUGUUUACCUUUGGUUGAGUAAAUAGUAAGUUGAGAAAAUCAUUUUCAUGGAAUUCAACCAGUCUUUUCCAAUGUCUACUUUUUAUAAAAUACAACUUGGGAUUGGAAUUCAACAAAGAAGAAUGAGAAAUGAUACUUGCUUCCAAACAGCCUAAGAGUUUCCAGGAAAAGAUUUAAACCAACACGUGAUUGCACGUGAUUAAGUACCAAAAGAGUGACACACCUAACAAUUUCUGUCAUAAUUCUUUUUGUAAUCAUAGUUAUUCAUAUGCUACAUUUCUUAAUAUGGUAAAACGGAUCAUUAGAAUUUUAAACUUCCAGAAUGUAGCUAUUUGUGUCUAAAAAUGAUAUUUGUGUUCUACAAAAUAUUUGGAAAUAAACCAGCUUACAUACCUAUGAUAUGGCCUACAUAGUUUGUAGGAUCACCUGGAUUUCAAAUCAUCCUACUGUCAUUCAAUCAAUAAACAUUUACUUAAAGCAUAGAUAGGCACUGUGAUAAAUGCUAAGAAUAAAACACAGACUUUCACAGAGGAAAGCAUCUUGAUGACAACAAAGAUGACAAGGAGUUUGCCCAACUAAAUAUAUAGGCAUUCAUGCAUUCAUUAAUAAGGUGGGGCAGUAUUUUUCAGAAAGUACUGGUCUGAAUUUGGUUACCCUGAAAACGGAGCCAUCUUCAACUUGUGGCCAUAACAAUGAGGUUAAGUGAAAAGGAGGGCUGGAAUGAAAGAAUGUUAGAUUCUUAGGGGCAUGGCUGUUAUAUAUAGCAAUAUAACACUCAGGGACUUGUUUGGAGGUAGUUUAUUUGGGAGGUCAAGUGGUUAAGCACUCAGCUGCUAAUCAAAAAGUCAGUGGUUCAAACAUACCACUCUGUGGGAGAAAGAUGUGGCGAACUGCUCUUGUAAGAUUACAGCCUUGGAAACACUAUGGGGCAGUUCUAGUCUGUCCUAUAGCCUUGCUAUGAGUCAGAAUCAACUCAGGGACAAUGAGCAUAGUUUCUGUUUUGUUUUGUUUUAACCAGGAAGUAGGAGGGGGAGGAAAGGGAAAGUGAAACAGGGAAGAGGGAAAAGUUUAUGUGAGGGCUCAUCAAGGUUGCUGCUGUGGGCAACAGGAGCUUAAAGCCUCCAGGGCUCCCAAAGGAGCAUAUGAAUGCCUCCCAAGACUGACUACCCAAAGAACAAGAGGGGAGCAGUUUACCCAUUGACUCCCCAUCUCCAGGUGGUUAAGAGUUCUCCCUGGGAGUGUUACCUCCCUGCACUUCAGAACUUCAUAUGUUGAGUGAGGUCCUGCAGACAUGCAUUGGAGAAGUCCUGUGACAGAAAAUACCCAGUGCAAACAUGAGACAAGACACUUUCAGCAUUAAGUGAUUGGGAGGCAUAUGGCUGGAGUAGCCACUCACUUCUAAUGAUCGAAAUACAGCAAAAGCGGUGUUGUUGUGGAGUAGAGGGAGGGAGGCAUGCUGGGGUUGGAGGUAAGGGCUCUUGCAAAUCACCCUGGGUUGUAGGAGCAGAAGAACUGGGAUUAAUAGUCAGGUUUGGGACAAAAGCUUCACUUUAUUAAUCUCCUGGAUUGUAAAUACCAGACAGAAAUGUAAGUAAGAAAGGAACAAACACACAAAGAAUCUAUGCAGCAGAAGAGAAACUUUGCCAUUCUAACAAUAGGAAGGUGAACUUAAUAAGAACCUUGGAAAUACUUUUCCUGUUUUCAUGACUUUAAAGAGUGAGUCUACCCCCUAUCUUGGUGUGAUAGUUAAGGUUGUGUGUCAAUUUGACUGGGCUGUGAUUCUCAGUGGUUGGGUAGUUAUGAAGUAGUUUAACUGUUAUAUAAGGUAAUUUGGCACUUGUAAUCUAAUGUAAUCACCUUCACAAUAUGAUCUGAUAUGAUCAGCCAAUCAGUUGUAAGAGGAGUUUCCUUGGGGGUGUGACAUGCAUCCAAUAUAUGUGGACAUUCUGGCAAAGCUCACUGGCUGUUUCUUGCUCUGGAUCCUGCAUCCGGCCCAUCAUCAUUUGACCUCUGGUUCUUGGGACUUGAGUCAGCAGCCUGCCAUCUUACCUGCUGAUCUUGGGUUUGUCAGCCCCUGCAGCUACAUGAGUCAGAAGCCCCCAGCCUGAUGCCUGACUCACAGACUUGGGGCUUACCAGCCUUUACAGUCACAUGAACCAUCUCCUUGAGAUAAAUC